Spinacia oleracea (spinach) is the source of this 907-nucleotide messenger RNA. RefSeq lists its product as uncharacterized. Bases 59 to 463 code for a protein of 134 amino acids. NCBI's taxonomy places the organism in Eukaryota, Viridiplantae, Streptophyta, Magnoliopsida, Caryophyllales, Amaranthaceae. The record is from RefSeq and is a predicted model, not a curated record. The transcript is spliced from 2 exons.
CUUGCUCUCUUAUCCUCCGUAGAAAAUAAUUCCAUUUCAGUUACUAAAAAAAACAAAAAUGGGUACAAUGCAAAUGUGCAAGCCUGGUCAAGUUAAUUGUGAUGAAACUAAACACUCAAAAAAGCACCAUUUCCACUUCUGGCAGAAGCAAUUGCAAGGAAAUGAGCAGCAAGCAAUUAAGAAGCAACAAGCCGAUAUAGGACAACCUAAUAAGCAAUAUGGGACUAAUAAUGAACACAAAAAUGGUGGCAACAAGCAGCAUCACGAGGCGGUUAUUAUUCAACCUCGUGGUCAGAAACUAAGACAGUGCUUUGGCCAUGGAGGCGGCCUUGCUGGUUCAGAUAUCGAUGAGGAAACAGAGACUAUUGUUAUAGAGAGGAGGAUCAAAGAGAGGAUUGUUAUAAGCCAUGCUAAGAAGACUCAUGAUCAUAAGGAAGGAGUCAAGCAUUUGGAUAGAUGCUAAAUCAGCUAAUAUAUGAAUUGAAGCUGCUCAGGGUUGAAAUCUCGCUGUUACAAAUAAAAUAAUACAGUUAUUUAUGCUUUUUCUUUUUGGUAGUAAUGUUUGCACUUACUUUAGCACUUCCUAUCACUAGCUAUUUUAUUAUGGGGAAAUGAUUUUGGCACAUCAAAAUUUAAUUUCGGUAUACUCAUUCUGAGAGACUGAGAGCAUACUUUUGUAUGGUGUUCUCAGCUCACAUGAUCCAAGGUGUGCCAAAAUUAAUAAAUGGCGUGCCAAAAUCAAUUAAUUUCCGCUACUAUCUACGAGAUGUGAAUAAGUUUGGAUGGUGCUUGUGAAUUACACUCAUGACAAAUUUUUUAAGUCCGCUAGCUAUCAUUGUCCUUGUAUGCCAAGGGUAUUUUGAUGUAAGUUCUUCGUUGUGUUAUUUUGUUGAAGUUAUUGUUGCUA